Molecule: messenger RNA, 1683 nt
Organism: Cornus florida
Lineage: Eukaryota; Viridiplantae; Streptophyta; Magnoliopsida; Cornales; Cornaceae
Product: transcription factor MYB3R-2-like
Exons: 7
Coding region: 1-1683 (560 amino acids)
Biological process (GO): regulation of DNA-templated transcription
Cellular component (GO): nucleus
Molecular function (GO): RNA polymerase II cis-regulatory region sequence-specific DNA binding; DNA-binding transcription factor activity, RNA polymerase II-specific
Source: RefSeq, a predicted model, not a curated record
AUGGAAGAAGUUAAGGGUUCUAAUGUUGAAACAGAAAAGGAUGGUGUAAUUUCUCCAUUAUCCGAUGGCAAUAGCGGUUCUGCAGAUUGCAAGCCAGGGUCUAAUGAAGGGAGGAUGACUGGUCCGACAAGACGGUCCUCCAAGGGAGGCUGGACAGAGGAAGAGGACAAAAUUUUAGCUGUUGCAGUCCAAAAGUUCAAUGGAAAAAACUGGAAAAAAAUUGCUGAAUGUCUUUCCGAUCGAACAGAUGUUCAAUGCCUGCAUCGCUGGCAGAAAGUUCUUAAUCCGGAUCUUGUUAAAGGACCUUGGACCAAGGAGGAAGAUGAUAUAAUCAUUGAGAUGGUUGGGAAAAAAGGCAAUAAGAAGUGGUCUAAAAUUGCAAAAUACCUGCCAGGCCGCAUAGGGAAGCAAUGCCGAGAAAGGUGGCACAACCAUCUGAAUCCAGAGAUAAACAAAAAUGCAUGGACCAAAGAGGAGGAAUUGGCUCUUAUUCAAGCCCAUAGAAUAUAUGGGAACAAGUGGGCUGAACUAGCUAAGUAUCUACAUGGAAGAACUGAAAACUCUAUAAAAAAUCAUUGGAAUUGUUCUUUGAAGAAGAAACUGUGUCAGUAUUCAGCAAGUAGUGAUGCUGCUUUGAGCCAUCCUGGAUCCUCCAUUCCUGAUUCAUACAGUUAUGAAACAGAUGCCGGAAAUAGAAAGUAUGAAGUGGUGAAACAUGAACUCGGCAGAACAUUCACUCUUGACCAGAAUAUGGACUCUGCAAUAAGUGCGCACUCUUGUUUUCCAAAUUUGCUUCUUGGAAAUGCUAAAGAAAGGAAAAAUCGUCUACAACCACCGUUUGAAUCAUGCAGACUGACUGGUGAACAAUUGCAGGAUGGGACUAAUAAGGUUGAGACUUCCGGAGACCCACACCAUAUUGUUGCAAACAAAUAUGUUUCUCCUUGUGAGAUGGUUCUUCCUGUCACUGCUAAGAAUCUUGAGCUUUCGAAAGGAGCACAUGGCAAUAUAUCUUCCAUGAAUUGCUUGGGUAUGGGACAUUCUAGUUUUAGUGGCCAGUCCAACAAUUCUCAUUCACUCAGGCCGAUAUAUGGAGCUAACGAGAAAAGUAAUGAUCCUAAAACACCUUUAAGUUCAGCAGAUAAUUUUUUUGGUGGUUUAUGUUAUGAGCCACUUCAAGAGGAGGAUCUGAACAUUCUUCUUGUAACUGGUAAAUUUCCUAGUACUGAUAGCUAUAUUCGACUGCCAUUAAGCCCAGUUUCCCUUUACAUUCCAACAAGCCAUGAGAAAGGCAUGUCUGUUGAUUAUAGCAGUCCAGAAUCCAUUUUGAGAAGUGCAGCAAUGAGUUUUAAAAGCAUGCCGUCUAUUAUAGGAAAGCGCCGGCUUCAAACUUCCAGACAAGUCGGCAAUGUAAAUCACAGUGAUUGUGCUUGUACUAUAGAAGAAAAUACUGAUACUCUCAACAAUAGGCAGCAGUCUAUACAUGAAUGUCCGUGUGUCAAAGAUGAUCUUAAUAGUGUGGUUCUUCCAAAUGCAAAGCAGCCUUUCCAUUCUCCUCCCAAGUCUCAGAAGCUGGAAAGUUCUGCCGCUAUAAAAUCUGUUGAAAAACGCUUGGAAUUUGCAUCUGAUGGCGUGCAGGAUUCUACUAAUAUUGAAUUGAAUAUAUCAGCUGAAGGUGACCUCUAG